CCACUUUCACUGGUAUAAAUAGGAGUCUCCGCUCGCACAGAUGAAAGUGAGCAAAGACUACUCUCAAGAAUAUGGCUAUCCAGCAUCGCCUACUUCUCUUCCUCACUUUGGCAGCAAAUGCACAUGCAGCCUUGUCUGGAGACGAAAUCAUCAAUGGGAAGAAAGCUGCAGAUGGCUCCUUGGAAUACAUGGCAUCGGUGCAGAUCAAUGGCACCCAUAGCUGUGGAGGAUUCCUCAUUGACCCCAACUUUGUUCUUACGGCUGCACACUGUGACAACGGUGGUGAGAUGACUGUUGUACUUGGCACACAUAGCCUGAAGAGAAAUGUUAAAAAACGCAAAGUGGACAUCAAGAUUAAGCAUGGAUCGUACAAAAGCUUAAUGACUGGAAAUGACAUAAUGUUAUUAAAGUUAUACAAACCAGUGGAAUUAGGCAAAAGGGUGAAAGUAGUUAAUAUUCCAAGAGACGACACACCAGUUAAGCAACCCAACGAGUGCUUAGUUGCUGGUUGGGGUUUCACUGAAAACAAAAACAAGAAGGUAUCAGAUGAUCUGCAGGUUGUAAACGUCAAGACCAUUGACACAGAGGACUGCAAAAAAGAGUGGAAGGUAGUAAGGGUGACUCUGCCAGACAAGAUCAUGUGUGCUGGAGGAUAUGAGGAAAAGGAAGGCGCCUGCCAGGGUGAUUCAGGGGGACCACUGGUGUGUGACAAUGUAGCAGUUGGCAUUGUUUCAUUCAACCUACAUAAUGACUGUAACUAUCCUAAUGCUCCCAAUGUCUACACUCAGAUCUCAAAAUUCUUGCCCUGGAUUAACGAAACCAUUGAAGCCCAUUCUUGAAGUUACAGAUCCAGGAUUCUGACAAAAAAGUUGUUUGAUACUUAAACUCAACAGGCAGUUAAAUUACAACACCCUUCCUGACAUCCCUUCUGUGUGUCAUGUAUCCCACUAAAUUCUCUAUCAUCUCUCUGGGCAUUCAACUGUUCACAAAUAUGUCAAAUGAUGUAGAAAAGCUCACCAUGAGUGAAAGUUUCUUAGACUUCCAAUAAAAUGCUUA
Messenger RNA from Sardina pilchardus (European sardine), 1056 nucleotides. Its product is annotated as glandular kallikrein-3, submandibular-like. The coding region runs from base 72 to 839 and encodes 255 amino acids. NCBI's taxonomy places the organism in Eukaryota, Metazoa, Chordata, Actinopteri, Clupeiformes, Clupeidae. The transcript is spliced from 5 exons. Gene Ontology annotation, molecular function: serine-type endopeptidase activity. The record is from RefSeq and is a predicted model, not a curated record. Gene Ontology annotation, biological process: proteolysis.